AUGGGAGACGAGGCAAAGACCCUCAGCGUAGACGAAGUGGCCCAACAUAACACGGGCGAAAGCUGCUGGGUUACUCUCUACGGCACCGUAUAUGACGUGACGGGCUUUCUCGACGAGCAUCCGGGAGGCUCCAGAGCCAUCCUGCGCCUGGCCGGCAAGGACGCCACCGAGGAGUUUGACCCCAUCCACCCUCCUGGCACCUUGGACGAGGAGAUGGUAGGGGUAACAAAGGUUGGCACCAUCGACACCUCGGCGAUGCCCAAGCAUCCCUCGAAUAGCGAAGAGCGGAAAAAGGAGAUUGAGGAGUCGGACCGGGACCCGCCCCUCGAGUCCCUCUUGAACCUUGACGAACUCGAGGCUCUAGCAACCAAAAAGAUCUCCAAGAGGGCCUGGUCUUACUACUAUUCUGCCGGCGAUGAUCUGUGGUCCAAGAGCUUCAACAACCAAGUCUACCGCCAAAUCCUCCUCCGGCCCCGCGUCUUCAUCGACUGCACGGCCUGCGAUCUCUCUACCACGUUCCUGGGCAACAAGGUAGACCUCCCCAUCUUCAUAUCGCCUGCCGCCAUGGCCCGGCUUGCCCACCCCGAUGGCGAACACGGCAUCGCCAAGGCCGCGGCCAAGUUCGGCGCCAUGCAAAUCAUCUCCAACAACGCCUCCAUGACCCCGGAGCAGAUUGUGGACAACGCGGCCCCCGGCCAAGUCUUUGGCUGGCAGCUCUACGUGCAAAAGGACCGCAGCCGAAGCGUCGCCAUGCUCGACCGCAUCCACAAGCUGCGCGAGCAUAUCAAAUUCAUCUGCCUGACCCUUGACGCACCCGUGCCCGGCAAGCGCGAGCACGAUGAGAAGAUGCAGUUCGAGGGCGUUUUUGACGUCAGCGUCAGCGGCAAGGGCGACUCUGACAAGAGGCCCGGUGGCGGCGGCGUCGGGCAGCAGCUGUUCUGGGGUACGGCCGGCGACCUCACGUGGAAGACGACCUUGCAGUGGCUCUCCAAGAACACGGAUCUGCCCAUCGUCCUCAAGGGCGUGCAGACCCACGAGGACGCCUACCUCGCCGCCCAGUUCGCCCCUCAGGUCCAGGCCGUACUGCUGUCGAACCACGGCGGAAGAGCCCUCGAUACCGCGCCGCCGGCCCUCCACACCCUCCUCGAGAUUCGCAAAUACUGCCCCGAGGUCCUCAACAAGAUCGAGGUUUGGGUCGACGGCGGAAUUAGGCGCGGGACCGACGUCGUCAAGGCCCUGUGCCUCGGAGCCAGGGGCGUUGGACUCGGACGAGCCGCUUUGUUUGGCCUUGGAGCCGGUGGUCAAGCCGGUGUCGAAAGAACCUUAGAAAUUGCCAUGACAGUCCUCAAAGCAGAGACCGAGACGUGCGUGCGGCUAUUGGGAGUCGAGUCGGUCCAUCAGCUUGGCCCACGAUUUGUCAACACCAGUGUCGUCGAGAGGGACAUCUACAACGGGCCCAGCGGUCUUGACAUUGCGGGACUUUGGACGGGGCCGACGCCAAAGCUUUAA
This is a messenger RNA of Parascedosporium putredinis, 1509 nucleotides long. The record is from the annotation of a GenBank genome assembly. NCBI's taxonomy places the organism in Eukaryota, Fungi, Ascomycota, Sordariomycetes, Microascales, Microascaceae.